This is a messenger RNA of Pteropus alecto (black flying fox), 1513 nucleotides long. RefSeq names its product adenosine A2b receptor (gene ADORA2B). Gene Ontology annotation, molecular function: G protein-coupled adenosine receptor activity. NCBI's taxonomy places the organism in Eukaryota, Metazoa, Chordata, Mammalia, Chiroptera, Pteropodidae. The coding region runs from base 119 to 1117 and encodes 332 amino acids. Gene Ontology annotation, cellular component: membrane. Gene Ontology annotation, biological process: G protein-coupled adenosine receptor signaling pathway; vasodilation; adenylate cyclase-activating G protein-coupled receptor signaling pathway. The transcript is spliced from 2 exons. The record is from RefSeq and is a predicted model, not a curated record.
AGCCUGGCGGGUCAGACGCCGCUGGCGGACGCGCGGUUCGGCCGCUCCAGCCAUGCCCGGCGGGGCCCACGCGGCUGCCCCGCGCUCGACGCGGCCGGGGUAGGCGACAUCACCGGCCAUGCCGCUGGAGGCGCAGGACGCGCUGUACGUGGCGCUGGAGCUGGCCAUCGCAGCGCUUUCGGUGGCGGGCAAUGUGCUGGUGUGCGCUGCGGUGGGCACGUCGAGCGCACUGCAGACGCCCACCAACUACUUUCUGGUGUCCCUCGCGGCGGCCGACGUGGCCGUGGGGCUGUUUGCCAUUCCCUUCGCCAUCACCAUCAGCCUGGGCUUCUGCACUGACUUCCACAGUUGCCUCUUCCUUGCCUGCUUCGUGCUCGUGCUCACGCAGAGCUCCAUCUUCAGCCUCUUGGCGGUGGCGGUCGACAGGUACUUGGCCAUCCGCGUCCCGCUCAGGUAUAAGAGUUUGGUCACUGGGACCCGAGCAAGAGGAGUCAUUGCUGUCCUCUGGGUCCUUGCCUUUGUCAUUGGACUGACCCCGUUCCUGGGGUGGAACAGUAAAGACAGUGCCACCAACUGCACAGAGUCCUGGGACGGAAUCACGAAUAAAAGCUGCUGCCUUGUGAAGUGUCUUUUCGAGAAUGUAGUCCCUAUGAGCUACAUGGUAUAUUUCAAUUUCUUUGGGUGUGUCCUGCCCCCACUGCUCAUAAUGCUAGUGAUCUACAUCAAGAUCUUCAUGGUGGCCUGCAGGCAGCUUCAGCGCACUGAGCUGAUGGACCACUCAAGGACCAUACUCCAGCGGGAGAUCCACGCGGCUAAGUCCCUAGCCAUGAUCGUUGGGAUUUUUGCUCUGUGCUGGCUACCAGUACAUGCUAUCAACUGUGUCACUCUUUUUCAGCCAGCUCAGGCUAAAGAUAAGCCCAAGUGGGCAAUGAACAUGGCCAUUCUCCUGUCACAUGCCAAUUCAGUUGUCAAUCCCAUUGUCUAUGCCUACCGGAACCGAGAUUUCCGCUAUACUUUUCACAAAAUCAUCUCCAGGUAUGUUCUCUGCCAGACAGAUGUCCUCAAGAGUGGGAAUGGGCAGACGGGGGUGGAGCCUGCCCUCGAUGUGGGCCUGUGACCUAGCCUCUGUCCCCUUAGAGGAGAAGGCACAAAUUCAUAAUAAACAAAGGGACAGGACAUGACUGGCUGAUUCUCAUUGUAAAAGACAGCUACACCUCACAAGCAUAUGGGUUGCCUCUUUUGAGCACUUUCUUGGAGUUACGACAUGUCUAGCUACUAUGUACAUGUUAUUAGUAGGUUCCAAGGGUUGACAAAUAUAUAUGGUUCUGUCUGGCUGCUCUUACGGCGUGGAUGAUGCUGAUAGCUUGAACAGAUUGUAAAAGAAUGUUUUGUUUUUUUAAAGUCUGCCUCUUUCAUGGUAGAAAAUGACUGAAACUAUUUUACUGUGAAACACUGUGAACUAUUAUAAUACAAAUAUUUUUUAAACUGAGAGGCACUGUAAAAAUAAAAGUUG